Molecule: messenger RNA, 1414 nt
Organism: Aspergillus sclerotioniger CBS 115572
Lineage: Eukaryota; Fungi; Ascomycota; Eurotiomycetes; Eurotiales; Aspergillaceae
Product: uridine-cytidine N-ribohydrolase
Exons: 5
Coding region: 185-1309 (374 amino acids)
Biological process (GO): purine nucleoside catabolic process
Cellular component (GO): cytosol
Molecular function (GO): purine nucleosidase activity
Source: RefSeq, a predicted model, not a curated record
CGCGCAUGACGCUCCUGCCCCUACCGCAUCCGGAAGGUAGGGCUUAGGGCUGCGCGGGGCCCGUGUCCGCCGAUAAGCCUUAUCGGCACGCCGUUUUCUUAUCUGGAAGAACUCCCCGCAUCGCCUUUUUCGAGUCAUCACCGUCUUUUCCCCUCUCCCCGCCAUCCCCCGGACACUCAAGACAAUGGCUUCUACAGUAGACACGCCAAUCCCCUUGUGGCUGGACUGCGAUCCUGGCCACGAUGACGCCUUUGCCAUUCUUCUUGCAGCCCACCACCCCUCGUUGAAACUUCUCGGCAUUACCACCAUCCACGGCAAUGCCUCUUUGGAAAACACCACCAUCAAUGCCACUCGCGUUCUAGAGGCGAUUGGCCGGCCAGAGAUCCCCGUCUAUCCAGGAAGCAAGAAGCCUUUCUGCAGACCCGCGCUCCAUGCGCCCAAUAUUCACGGUGACUCUGGUCUCGAUGGCACUGAGCUCCUGCCCAAGGCCUCGAGAGCCCCGAUUACGGACCAGAACCCCAUCCUGGCCAUGCGGGAUGCCCUCAUGGCGCAGCCCAAGGGUACCGCCUGGGUUGUCGCAACCGGAACCCUGACCAACGUUGCCCUGCUCUUUGCGACUUUCCCCGAGGUCGGAGAGCACAUCCAGGGUCUGACAAUCAUGGGUGGCGGUGUUGGUAAUGGGUUCACCACUGCUCCUAUGAGCCGACUUGUGGGCCAAGAGAACCGGAUCGGUAAUGUGACCCCUCUGGCUGAGUUCAACAUCUACUGUGACCCCGAGGCCUCCCAAGCCAUCUUCAGUGACCCUGUUGUCUCAUCCAAGACGACCCUGAUCGCCCUCGACCUCACCCACCAAGUGCUUGCCACGAAGAGCGUGCGUAACCUUGUCCGGCACGGCGUGGAUGAUGCCUCUAUUGAGCCAACUACUCUUCGUCAGAUGCUUUAUGAGCUCCUUAUCUUCUUUGCAUCCACUUACGAAGAGGUCUUCGGUCUCGCCACCGGCCCCCCACUCCACGACCCUCUUGCCGUGGCUGUAAUCUUGUCGACCCUGAACCCGCUGUACGCGAAGAAUCAUCCCGAUCAGGUCCUGAAGUUCGAUGAACGGGACGGGGAGCGCUUCGCUGUCGAUGUCAUCACAGAUGGUCUCCAUGGAACGGACGUUGCGCUGGUGGGCUCCCUGGGUCGCACCGUCGUCAAGGAUACUCCGAAUGCGGUCUGUAUUCCUCGCGGGGUGGAUCUGGAUGCCUUCUGGAACAUGAUCAACGACUGCAUCAGACGUGCAGAUGAGUGCAAUGCCGCGCGCAAGGCGUGAGUUAGUUUUGAUACCUGAACCGUUUGGCCAUAUUCUUCCAAAUAGAUGACAUAAUUGAAAUAGACUUUGAGAUUAAUUUGUUCAAGAGUAUAUAGAAGCGGUAAA